AUGAAGGUUGUUAGCUUCAAUGUGAGGGGGACUGGCAGUAGAUUGAAAGGGCGUGCUGUUAGAGAGCUAGUAGGGAGAGAACAGAUUGAUCUUUUGUUUUUACAGGAAACAAAGGCACAAAAUGUGGAUAUUCGUCUUUGUCGUUCCUUGUGGGGAGAGGGGGACUACGAGUGGCAGGCUUUACUAGCAGUUAACAGAGCGGGAGGUCUAAUCUGUAGGAAGGGGGUAUUUUCUCUCUCUGAUGUUCACAUGGGCACUAGUUUCAUUGCUCUGGUGGUUUGUUGGGAGAACCUGCCUCAGCAGUGUGUGAUAGUGAAUAUAUACUCCUCGUCUUCCUUUGAGGAAAAGAGAUCUCAAUUGAGGGAACUAGUUGAAUGGAAAUCUUCUUUCCCGAACAUCCCUUGGUGUAUUGAGGGCGACUUCAAUGCGAUAAGAAGUAAUGAUGAAGGGAGAGGUUCUGGAUCAAGUCAGUAUCAUGGUGGGAGGGAGAUGAGUGCUUUCAAUAAUUUCAUUGUUGAAAUGGAACUGCUGGACAUUCCUCUUCAUGGAAGAAAAUUCACUUGGAUCAGACCCAAUUGGAGCGCUUUGAGUCGCUUGGAUCGUUUUUUCGGACGUUUCAUAUCACUGCCCACUUAUGAUUUUGUGAAGUUUGUUGCAAAAAAAUGGCGAAGUCUUAAUGGUUAUGGGAAGGGAGCAUGCGUUCUAAAGGAGAAACUGAAAUUGCUGAAGAAGGACCUCAAACAGUGGAAUAAAGAAAUUUUUGGGGACUUGAAUGAGAAGCGUAAGACCUUGGUUACCUCUCUAAAUGACAUUUAUUUGAAGGUUGAAGGAGAGGAUUUGUCCAUGGAAGAGGUUCGCUCGCGACAUGCACUCUUGGCGAGUUUUGGAAAAUUUCAAAGAUGA
Messenger RNA from Lotus japonicus, 903 nucleotides. RefSeq lists its product as uncharacterized. Gene Ontology annotation, biological process: base-excision repair. The coding region runs from base 1 to 903 and encodes 300 amino acids. Gene Ontology annotation, cellular component: nucleus. Lineage: Eukaryota; Viridiplantae; Streptophyta; Magnoliopsida; Fabales; Fabaceae. Gene Ontology annotation, molecular function: double-stranded DNA 3'-5' DNA exonuclease activity; DNA-(apurinic or apyrimidinic site) endonuclease activity; phosphoric diester hydrolase activity. The record is from RefSeq and is a predicted model, not a curated record. The transcript is spliced from 2 exons.